AUGGGAGGGAGGGAGAAGAGAAAGUUCAAUAUCUCUGGGGCUAAGUCGUUUGAAAUUACUCAAAUUUACGUUUUUGCUAUCCAACCAGUCACUUCUGUUCAACUUGCUUAUACAAUGGAGGUGACCGAAAAAUGUGAUGUUUAUAGCUUCGGGGUUUUGGCACUGGAAAUACUAAUAGGGGAGCAUCCGGGGGAUCUCCUCUCAUCUGUGUCAUCGUUGUGGUCUUCUUCGUCUUCAACAGUACAUGAUUUGCUAUUGAAGAAUCUGUUGGAUCAACGUCCUUCAUAUCCCACGAAUCGAGCAGGAAAGGAAGUGAUGACUGUUGCAAAAAUAGCCGUCUCAUGCUUACAAUCCAAUCCGCAAUCUCGGCCCUCUAUGCAACAAGUUUCUCAGGAGCUAUCAAGUCAAAGACGCACUGUGCAGGAACAAUUUCACUCCAUUACAAUGGGACAGCUACUUGAUGUUGAGUAUUAAUUCUGCAUGUUGAAAAUUUGCACUCAUAAUUGUAGCUCAUCGUUUAGAGUUGCAUGUGUUGCUACUUGCAAGUACUAAUCUCAACCAUCUUAUCUGAGAUAAAUAAUAUUGUGAGUUUGCCAUGCCUGGAGUGU
This is a messenger RNA of Tripterygium wilfordii, 608 nucleotides long. Its product is annotated as MDIS1-interacting receptor like kinase 2-like. The record is from RefSeq and is a predicted model, not a curated record. The transcript is spliced from 2 exons. Gene Ontology annotation, molecular function: ATP binding; protein kinase activity. NCBI's taxonomy places the organism in Eukaryota, Viridiplantae, Streptophyta, Magnoliopsida, Celastrales, Celastraceae. The coding region runs from base 1 to 474 and encodes 157 amino acids. Gene Ontology annotation, biological process: protein phosphorylation.